UUUCAGAUAUGUUUUUGGAGUUUUUGAUGGUCUCGAUGUUGUAUUUUGUAGCUGUAAGUACAUCUCAACUUAAUGGUGGAUUUGUAACGUGUGGAUCGGUUUUGAAACUGAAGAAUAAUGAAGAAGGUGUUCGUCUGCAUUCGCAUGACGUAAAAUACGGAUCUGGUAGUGGUCAGCAAUCAGUAACUGCUGUACAAGAUGGGGAUGACGUGAAUUCUCAUUGGCAAAUUCUUGCCGCAAGAAAAGGAACUUGCAAGCGAGGAGAACCGGUGAGAUGUGGCAGUAAAAUACGUUUGAAACAUUUGACGACUGGUUGCCAUCUUCACAGUCACUUAUUCGCUGCACCAAUGACAAAGGAAGAACAGGAAGUGUCUUGUUUUGGGAAUAAUGAAGGCGAUUCUGGUGACCACUGGAUCGUCAUGUGUAAUAAUGAUGCAUGGCUUAUGAAGGAUGCUGUGAAACUGAAGCAUGAAAACACCGACAAAUUUUUGGCAGUAAGUGGUAAACAGUACGGAAGACCUAUAAAUGGACAGCAUGAGGUAGUAGCCAUUUCUGUAUCAAAAAAUGCGGCUUUAUGGAAAACGGCUGAAGGUAUUUUCAUGAUGGGUUCAGACAGUUCAUAAUAGUAGGGCGCGAUUGGUGUUUUUGCUUCGAUUGAGUAAUCUGGCAGACUUAACAUUUCACUAUCUAGCAAUGGCUUUGGUUGCCAACGAUGUAACAUGUUAUGUAUCGCAAAUAUCUAAUUAUAUUUGGGAAUCCUGUGCUCAUGUUUUUUGUAUCUGUUUACUUAUUUUAGAAACAUUUAGCAGUAACGAGCUGAAUUUCGUCGCGUAUAUAGAUGAUGAGUAAGUCUCCACUGAUAAAAUAUGAUUGUUUACCAGUUCGAUACUUCAAAAAACAGAAUAUUCCUUUAUAUAGCUUUAAAAUCUUUGAGAGGUGUGUAUUGUGAUUGAAUUUGCCAAAUUUCUGUCAUUGCGCGUUGAUUUUUGUCGCUAUUUUCUAUUUCCUAUUAUUUCACCUCACUGCAAAAACUGCAAUU
Molecule: messenger RNA, 1039 nt
Organism: Loa loa (African eye worm)
Lineage: Eukaryota; Metazoa; Nematoda; Chromadorea; Rhabditida; Onchocercidae
Product: MIR domain-containing protein
Exons: 5
Coding region: 9-623 (204 amino acids)
Source: RefSeq, a predicted model, not a curated record